Molecule: messenger RNA, 1336 nt
Organism: Homarus americanus (American lobster)
Lineage: Eukaryota; Metazoa; Arthropoda; Malacostraca; Decapoda; Nephropidae
Exons: 6
Coding region: 77-676 (199 amino acids)
Source: RefSeq, a predicted model, not a curated record
UAUACUGUAUGUGAGCAACUUGUCUUGGCUGACGACUCUAGUGAUCCAACCGCAUCAGGAUCACACCGAGUACAACAUGAAGGCCUGGAUCUUGGCAGCGCUGUUAGGGGUGUCCCUGGCCAGUGUUCUCCCGCCCAUGGGGGUGGUGAGGCUCCAGUACAGUGACCCUCAGACAGACGACCUGAUAGAUCUGGAUGUGUCCAUCAACACUGUAGACGACACAGUGGCUUUCCAUAUGAGGGGACAAUAUAGCAUGGAGGAUGUUGACAACCUCGAGGACUACAGAGCUGGAUGGGGAGCCAGUAAGGUGUUGGUAGACGAGGCUUGUUACCUUCGUAAGUUGAACACGUCACUAAACGACACCAUUGGUAGACUCCACGAGUUAUCUAGCCGAGGAGUGCAGCAUAUGGAGGGAACUCUAGAUAUCUCUGCUAUUCCCGCUGAGGAUGUGGAAGACUGGGCUGGGAAACGCCUUCGAGAUUUCUGUGGUGAUUAUACGAUGUACCAACUAGUGGUUUCUGAGGGCGAGGAAACAGCUCUGGCGGAAGAGGGAACUGAAGAGAGGACUUUCUGGCUUCCAUUUAGGAGGUGUUACUUUUUCUUUUUUUGCUUUAGAUGUAUUACCAUAACCAUAAUCAUCCCUACCGGCGUCACCUUCUUCUUCUUCUUUGGGUAAGAGGUCUGUUGUCUUCCACCUUAGAGUUAAACACAUGGUUGAUGGUGAUAACAGCUUAUACUUUAACUACUGAAUUGAUGCGGUGGAAAUUCUGGUGCUAACUUUAUUUAAUGAAGUAAACGACCCAAAAACCGAAUGUUUAAAAUACUGGUAAGAAUUUCCUUUAAGUGAUAUUUCUUAAUAAUUAGAAUUGAAUCUUUUUUAACAACAAUUAAACCAUGUAUAUACUAAAGUGGCGAGAUAUUGUUAUGUAUAAUAUAUUGAUGGAUUUUCAAUAUAAUUACUACUACUACUACAACUACUACUACUACUACUACUACUACUACUACUAUUACUACUACUACUACUACUAUUACUAAUAAUACUAAUACUAAUAAUAAUAAUAAUAAUAAUAAUAAUAAUGUCUAUUCUGCUCUUGUAUAAUGAAAAAAUACCUUACUUAUUUUCUUGUGAGACAUAUUACAUAUACUGUACAAUUAUAACUUUAAGUGGAACAAGCUAAGAAACUGUGUUAAGUAAUCUUACGUAGUGUGUAUUGAGCAUAUGUGAAAAAAUGGCCCUAUUGUUUAUGUGAAGAAAUGUUGUACAUAUAUAGAAAUAUAUAUUGUUGCUUAUGUUAAUAUAUUCAUGAUCUUUUAAUAAAAAUCUGCUUGAAGAAAA